Messenger RNA from Paramuricea clavata, 648 nucleotides. Lineage: Eukaryota; Metazoa; Cnidaria; Anthozoa; Malacalcyonacea; Plexauridae. The record is from the annotation of a GenBank genome assembly.
AUGACGUCACAACAGGGCAACAAUUUCAAGAUGGCGACUGUUUGUACAGAAAGCGAGGAAGAUGUAUUCGACGAUUUUGUACAGAACGAGCCUGUUAUUGAGCCAUAUAUGUUUGAACCUAAUAAAGGUGACGAGGGAGAUAGCAGCGGAGAUUCUAGUGAAGAUACUUAUAGUGAAGAGGAUGAGUAUAAUGAUGAAUUUGAAAGAGCGAAUGCGUGGCGCCUUACAACACUUUCCUGGUGUAAAUGCGGAAAAUGCUCACUCAUGGAAAAAACAAUUGAGUCUUUUUGUUGCUAUGAGAAGUCUCUGGAAUACGACGAGUAUGACGAUAUAUUAAAAAAGGUAGAAAUUCAAGAAUUUAUGUGCAUAACAGAUUCAUCGGCUUUUCAACAAAAUAUGUUGUCCAGGGAUGUACUGUAUGUUGACGUGUCGCAGUAUAUGGAGGAAAAUUGGCCAUUGGGAGACGAGGAACUCGAACAAACGCACAAAUUAUACAGACUUGCAUCGUACAGAAGAUGCUCAAGGUGGAUUUUUGGUAUUUUAGGGAAAAAAAAUCGGCGAGUUUUCCCUUCAUGUGUGUAUACUUGUAUCAGGAAGGAGUUUCCGUCUCCAGAUGGUUUAUACACGCAUUUUAGGUUCUCAAAAUGA